AUGGCCGCCGUCGGGUCUGGGGCGCGGGCCACGUUUGGAGCCUGGGACUAUGGGGUCUUCGCGCUCAUGCUCCUCGUGUCCACGGGCAUCGGGCUGUGGGUGGGAGUGGUGCGGAGCCGGCAGCGCAGCGCUGAAGACUUUUUCACAGGGGGUCGGCGCCUGGCCGCCCUGCCCGUUGGCCUCUCGCUGGCUGCCAGCUUCAUGUCGGCCAUACAGGUGCUGGGGGUACCCGCUGAGGCCUACCGCUACGGCCUCAAGUUCCUCUGGAUGUGCAUGGGCCAGUUGCUCAACUCCCUACUGACCGCCGCCUUCUACCUGCCAGUCUUCUACCGCCUGGACCUCACCAGCACCUACCAGUACCUGGAGCUGCGCUUCAGCCGAGCUGUGCGGUUCUUUGGGGCCCUGCAGUACCUGGUGGCCACAGUGCUAUACACUGGCAUCGUGAUCUAUGCCCCUGCACUCAUCCUGAACCAAGUGACUGGGCUGGACAUCUGGGCAUCGCUCCUGUCCACUGGAGCCAUCUGCACCUUCUACACCACUGUGGGCGGCAUGAAGGCUGUGAUCUGGACUGACGUGUUCCAGGUGGUGGUAAUGCUGGCUGGGUUCUGGGCUGUCCUGGCCCGUGGGACCGCGCUUGCAGGAGGGCCCAGGCAGGUGCUGGAGCUGGCCCGGAACCACUCCCGGAUCAACGUGCUGGACUUUGACCCAGACCCACGGAGUCGGUACACAUUCUGGACUCUUGUGGUGGGCGGCACACUGAUGUGGCUCUCAAUGUACGGCGUGAACCAGGCACAGGUGCAGCGCUAUGUGGCCUGCCGCACAGAGAAGCAGGCCAAACUGGCCCUACUCAUCAACCAGCUGGGCCUGUUCCUGAUCGUGUUCAGUGCCGCUGGCUGUGGCAUCGUCAUGUUCGCGGUCUAUAUGGACUGCGACCCCCUCCUCUCAGGGCGCAUUUCUGCCCCAGACCAGUAUAUGCCCCUGCUUGUGCUGGACAUCUUCGAGGACCUGCCUGGAGUCCCUGGGCUCUUUCUAGCCUGUGCCUACAGUGGCACCCUCAGCACGGCAUCCACCAGCAUCAAUGCCAUGGCUGCGGUCACUGUGGAGGACAUCAUCAAACCGAGGCUGCCCAGCCUGGCACCCCGGAGACUCAUGGUCAUCUCCAAGGGGCUCUCACUCAUAUAUGGCUCGGCCUGUCUGGCCAUUGCAGCUCUGUCCUCACUGGUCGGGGAUGGAGUCCUCCAGGGCUCCUUCACUGUCAUGGGCGUCCUCAGCGGCCCCCUCCUCGGAGCCUUCACUCUGGGCAUGUUCCUCCCGGCCUGCAACACACCUGGCGUCCUCUCAGGGCUGUUGGCUGGCUUGACCUUGUCACUGUGGGUGGCCGUGGGCACCACUCUGUACCCACCCACAGCGAAGUCCAUGGGGGUCCUGCCAUCCUCAGCUGCCGGCUGUGCGGGGCCCUCAGCCAACGCCUCUGCCUCUGGCCUCCUGGGCCCGCUCCUCGCCGCCAGUGCCUCCAGUGGGGCCCCCAGAAUGGACCCUGGUCGACCCGCCUUGGCUGACAGCUUCUACGCUAUUUCCUAUCUUUAUUAUGGUGCCCUGGGCACACUGAGCACCGUACUGUGUGGAGCCCUCGUGAGCUACCUGACAGGCCCGACCAAGCACAGUGCCCUGAGUCCUGGUCUGCUGUGGUGGGACCUCACAUGGCAGACAGCAUCAGCAGCUCCCAAGGAGGAAGUGGCCACCCUGGAUGACAACUUGGUGAAGGGGGCUGAGGACCGCCCCAGAACCAAGAGACCUCCUGACUUCCUGUCCACCAAUGAGGAUCAUCUGUUCUUCCUGGGGCAGGAGGAGGUGAAUGGAACCAGUUCUGGCUUCAGGACCCCUGGCAGUGGACAUGAGGGUGGUCAUGACCUUCGGGAGACGGACCUCUGAGCCAGCUUGGGACUGACUGCCAGGAAUGGAACCUCAGGGGUAAAUGUUGCACGGCCUCUGACCUUGGGAGCUGGAAAGGAGAAGGAAGGAGAAAUAAUGUUUCAGCUUUCCCCCUGUGCCUGGACACUUUCCCCAUCUCAUCUGUUAAGGACUGUGAACCCACUCUGCAGAGGAAG
Phyllostomus hastatus (greater spear-nosed bat) is the source of this 2108-nucleotide messenger RNA. It is a transcript of the gene SLC5A5, whose product is annotated as solute carrier family 5 member 5. Gene Ontology annotation, biological process: sodium ion transport; iodide transmembrane transport. NCBI's taxonomy places the organism in Eukaryota, Metazoa, Chordata, Mammalia, Chiroptera, Phyllostomidae. The transcript has 16 exons. The coding region runs from base 1 to 1932 and encodes 643 amino acids. Gene Ontology annotation, cellular component: membrane. The record is from RefSeq and is a predicted model, not a curated record. Gene Ontology annotation, molecular function: symporter activity.